GCCGCGUCAGCUGGUGCCUGGGAGUCGACGGCGACGGGAGGCGGAGACACCCGGGAGCCGAGGCGCCUCUCCGGUCCCCGCCGAGCGUCCACCCGCAGGCCGAGGCCGCUCGGACUUCCCGCGGCGGGAGGAAGCCCCCUCCGCCCGAGGGUAUCUGAAGAUUUGCAUACAACUGUUUUGAAGAUCCUGUUUGGACAAUGGCUACUCAAGCUGACUUGAUGGAAUUGGACAUGGCCAUGGAACCAGACAGAAAGGCAGCCGUCAGUCACUGGCAGCAGCAGUCCUACCUGGACUCUGGGAUCCAUUCUGGUGCCACCACCACAGCACCUUCUCUGAGUGGCAAAGGCAACCCCGAGGAAGAAGAUGUAGACACCUCCCAGGUCCUGUACGAGUGGGAGCAAGGGUUUUCCCAGCCCUUCACUCAAGAGCAAGUCACUGAUAUUGAUGGGCAGUAUGCGAUGACUCGAGCUCAGCGGGUACGAGCCGCCAUGUUCCCCGAGACAUUAGAUGAGGGCAUGCAGAUCCCAUCCACACAGUUUGAUGCCGCUCAUCCCACUAAUGUCCAGCGUCUGGCAGAACCAUCCCAGAUGCUGAAACAUGCCGUUGUAAACCUGAUUAACUAUCAAGACGAUGCAGAACUUGCCACACGUGCAAUCCCUGAGCUGACAAAACUGCUAAAUGAUGAGGACCAGGUGGUGGUUAAUAAAGCUGCUGUUAUGGUCCAUCAGCUUUCUAAAAAGGAAGCUUCCAGACAUGCCAUCAUGCGUUCUCCUCAGAUGGUGUCUGCUAUCGUACGCACCAUGCAGAAUACAAAUGAUGUAGAAACAGCUCGCUGCACUGCUGGAACUUUACACAACCUCUCUCAUCACCGUGAGGGCUUGUUGGCCAUCUUCAAGUCUGGAGGCAUUCCUGCCCUGGUGAAAAUGCUUGGCUCACCAGUGGACUCUGUAUUGUUUUACGCCAUCACAACUCUCCACAACCUUUUAUUACAUCAAGAAGGAGCUAAAAUGGCAGUGCGUUUGGCUGGUGGGCUGCAGAAAAUGGUUGCUUUGCUCAGCAAGACAAAUGUGAAGUUCUUGGCUAUCACCACAGACUGCCUUCAGAUUUUAGCAUAUGGCAAUCAAGAAAGCAAGCUGAUCAUUCUGGCUAGUGGUGGACCCCAAGCUUUGGUGAACAUAAUGAGGACCUACACCUAUGAGAAGUUGCUGUGGACCACGAGCAGAGUGCUGAAGGUGCUGUCUGUGUGCUCCAGCAAUAAGCCGGCCAUCGUGGAGGCUGGUGGAAUGCAGGCAUUAGGCCUUCACCUGACAGAUCCGAGCCAGCGCCUUGUUCAGAACUGUCUCUGGACUCUGAGGAACCUUUCAGAUGCUGCAACAAAACAGGAGGGAAUGGAAGGCCUCCUUGGAACACUUGUUCAGCUUCUGGGUUCCGAUGACAUAAAUGUGGUCACAUGUGCAGCUGGAAUUCUUUCUAAUCUCACUUGCAAUAACUACAAGAACAAGAUGAUGGUGUGCCAAGUGGGCGGCAUAGAGGCUCUUGUGCGCACUGUCCUUCGUGCUGGUGACAGGGAGGACAUCACUGAGCCUGCCAUCUGUGCUCUCCGUCAUCUGACCAGCAGACAUCAGGAAGCUGAGAUGGCACAGAAUGCUGUUCGUCUUCAUUAUGGACUGCCUGUCGUGGUCAAACUCUUGCACCCACCGUCCCAUUGGCCUCUUAUAAAGGCCACUGUUGGGUUGAUUCGAAAUCUUGCCCUUUGCCCUGCAAACCACGCGCCUUUGCGCGAGCAGGGUGCCAUCCCACGACUAGUGCAGCUGCUUGUUCGAGCACACCAGGACACGCAGCGUCGCACGUCCAUGGGGGGAACCCAGCAGCAGUUUGUGGAGGGGGUCCGCAUGGAAGAAAUAGUUGAAGGUUGUACUGGAGCCCUCCACAUCCUGGCUCGGGAUGUUCACAAUCGGAUCGUAAUUAGAGGAUUAAACACUAUUCCACUGUUUGUGCAGUUGCUUUACUCUCCCAUCGAGAAUAUCCAAAGAGUAGCUGCAGGGGUCCUCUGCGAGCUGGCUCAGGACAAGGAGGCUGCAGAAGCCAUCGAAGCCGAGGGGGCCACGGCUCCUCUGACGGAGUUGCUUCACUCUAGGAAUGAAGGAGUGGCAACAUAUGCAGCUGCUGUUUUAUUCCGCAUGUCUGAGGACAAGCCACAGGACUACAAGAAGCGGCUUUCGGUCGAGCUGACCAGCUCCCUCUUCAGAACAGAGCCCAUGGCUUGGAAUGAGACUGCUGAUCUUGGACUUGACAUUGGUGCUCAGGGAGAGCCCCUUGGAUAUCGCCAGGAUGAUCCCAGCUAUCGUUCCUUUCAUUCGGGUGGAUACGGCCAGGAUGCCUUGGGUAUGGACCCCAUGAUGGAGCACGAGAUGGGCGGCCACCACCCUGCUGCUGACUACCCGGUUGAUGGGCUGCCAGAUCUGGGACAUGCCCAGGACCUCAUGGAUGGGCUGCCCCCAGGUGACAGCAAUCAGCUGGCCUGGUUUGAUACUGACCUGUAAACCAUCCUUUAGGUAAGAAGUUAAAAAAAAAAAAAACAACAAAAAACAAACAAACAAAAAAAGUUUGGGUAAAAUACUUUUACUCUGCCUACAGAACUUCAGAAAGACUUGGUUGGUAGGGUGGGAGUGGUUUAGGCCUAUCUGUAAAUCUGCCACAAAAAAUUACUUAACUUUGAAAGAAGCAGUCUUGGAACAAUUUGAAUGUUCAGAUUUCUGGUGUUACGUAUCAUGUGUGGGAGUUAUUAACUUGAAUGUUUUUGCCACAGCUUUUGCAACUUAACUCAAUGAGUAACAUUUGCUGUUUUAAACAUUAAUAGCAGCCUUUCUCUCUCUAUACAGCUGUAUUGUCUGAACUUGAUUGUGAUUGGCCUGUAGAGUUGCUGAGGGGGCUCGAGGGGUGGGGCUGGUAUCUCAGAAAGUGCCUGACACACUAACCAAGCUGAGUUUCCUAUGGGAACAAUUGAAGUAAACUUUUUGUUCUGGUCCUUUUUGGUCGAGGAGUAACAAUACAGUGGAUUUGGGGAGUGACUCCAGAAGUGAAGAGUGCACAGGAUGGAUCACGAGAUGGAAUUGUCAAACCCUAGCCUUGCUUGUUAAUUUUUUUUAAAAAACAAAAAACAAAAUAUCUGUAAUGGUACUGACUUGCUUGCUUUGAAGUAGCUUUUUAAUUUUUUCUUUUUUUGCAGUAACUGUUAGUUUUUUAAGUCUCUCAUAGUGUUAUGUUAUAGUGAAUACUGCUACAGCAAUUUCUAAUUUUUAAGAAUUUAGUAGUGGUGUAGAACACUAAUUGAUAAUCACUCUAAUUGUAACCUGAAGAAAGUGUAACAUUGUGUAGCCUUUUGUAUAAAAUAGACAAAUAGAAAUGGUCCAAUUAGUUUCCUUUUUAAUAUGCUGAAAAUAAGCAGGUGGAUCUAUUUCAUGUUUUUGAUCAAAAACUUUAUUUGGGAUAUGUAUGGGUAGGUAAAUCAGUAAGAGGUGUUAUUUGGAACCUUGUUUUGGACAGUUUACCAGUUGCCUUUUAUCCCAAAGUUGUUGUAACCUGCUGUGAUACAAUGCUUCAAGAGAUACGGUUAUAAAAUGAUUCAGAAUUAAACUUUUAAUUCAUU
This is a messenger RNA of Jaculus jaculus (lesser Egyptian jerboa), 3649 nucleotides long. RefSeq names its product catenin beta 1 (gene Ctnnb1). The record is from RefSeq and is a predicted model, not a curated record. The transcript is spliced from 15 exons. Lineage: Eukaryota; Metazoa; Chordata; Mammalia; Rodentia; Dipodidae. Gene Ontology annotation, biological process: positive regulation of transcription by RNA polymerase II; cell adhesion. The coding region runs from base 198 to 2543 and encodes 781 amino acids. Gene Ontology annotation, cellular component: catenin complex; adherens junction. Gene Ontology annotation, molecular function: protein phosphatase binding; transcription coactivator activity; cadherin binding.